Thalassophryne amazonica is the source of this 1660-nucleotide messenger RNA. RefSeq names its product proteasomal ubiquitin receptor ADRM1-like. Gene Ontology annotation, biological process: ubiquitin-dependent protein catabolic process. The transcript is spliced from 10 exons. NCBI's taxonomy places the organism in Eukaryota, Metazoa, Chordata, Actinopteri, Batrachoidiformes, Batrachoididae. Bases 115 to 1362 code for a protein of 415 amino acids. Gene Ontology annotation, cellular component: proteasome regulatory particle, lid subcomplex; cytoplasm; nucleus. The record is from RefSeq and is a predicted model, not a curated record. Gene Ontology annotation, molecular function: ubiquitin binding; endopeptidase activator activity; proteasome binding.
UCUACCAAUCGCAUUGGCGCAGUGGUACCUGUCAGCCAAUCACAGUAGCUUUUUCUCGACGUUUGUUCCACAGCUGUGCGAUAUUUCCGACACAAUCAGCUUGCCUUCCUCAUCAUGGCUUCUGGAGCUCUCUUCCCCAGCAUGGUGUCUGGGUCCCGCGGCUCCUCCAGCAAGUACCUGGUGGAGUUUCGGGCUGGAAAGAUGACCAUGAAGGGCACUACAGUGACCCCUGACAAACGCAAAGGUCAGGUCUACAUCCAGCAGACAGACGACUCUCUCAUCCACUUCUGCUGGAAGGACCGGACGACUGGGAACGUUGAUGAUGACCUGAUCAUCUUUCCUGAUGACUGUGAGUUCAAACGAGUCAACCAGUGCACCACUGGACGGGUCUACGUGCUGAAGUUCAAAGCAGGCUCCAAAAGGCUUUUCUUCUGGAUGCAGGAACCGAAGCCUGACAAGGAUGAGGAGUAUUGCCGUAAAGUGAAUGAAUAUCUUAACAACCCGCCUAUGCCUGGCGCGCUUGGUAGCAGUGGUGGCAGUGGCCCCGAUCUGUCUGCUCUGGGAGAGGGAGGUCUGCAAAGCCUUCUGGGUAACAUGAGCCACAACCAACUCAUGCAGCUCAUCGGACCAACCGGACUGGGUGGAAUUGGUGGUCUUGGGGCGUUGGCUGGGCCAGGAUUGGCCAACCUCCUGGGGAGCAGCAGUGGGAGCAGCAGUGGCAGCAGCGUUCCUGCAACCAGCAACUCCACCACAAGUCCAUCAACCACAGUCACACCAACCUCGACCCCUGCUGCCAGUCGGCUUGGCUCCUCCCAGGUGCCCACCACACAAAUCACUCCAUCCUCUACCUCAGUGGCCUCCCCCACUGCCACCACCCCCUCCACCCCUGUUGUUUCAACCGUGGAGACGGGAGCAGCGAACACAACGCAGCCCAUCCAGCUGAGAGACUUGCAGAGCAUCUUGGCAACUAUGAACGUGCCCACAAGCAGCCAGGGAGUGGAUCUCGCCAGCGUCCUGACACCUGAGAUCAUGGCUCCCAUCUUGGCCAACCCUGAGGUGCAACAAAGGUUGAUGCCCUACCUGCCCUCUGGAGAGUCCCUGCCUCAGAGUUCAGAGGAGCUCCACAACACGCUCAGCUCCCCUCAGUUUCAACAGGCUAUGAGCAUGUUCAGCAGCGCUCUGGCAUCAGGGCAGUUGGGGCCUUUAAUGAACCAGUUCGGUCUUCCUGCAGAGGCUGUUGAUGCGGCUAACAAAGGAGAUGUGGAGGCGUUUGCCAAAGCCAUGGAAACUGAGACGAGGUCAGACCAGGACAGCGACUCCAAAGACAAGAAGGAUGAUGAUGAAGACAUGAGUUUGGACUAAACAAAACUCUUUAAAACUUUAACAUUUAACUGAACCUGUUAUUUGUAAGCAUUUAUGCUAGACGCUGUGUCCAUGGUCUAGACAUCAUGUACACUGUAAAUCUAAAGGAACCUUAACUAAGCAAACACGUACUGUACUUUGCAUGUCAGAUACUAGCGCUGAGAGACAACACUAAAGCCAUCAGAAGUACACUUGUGUUGUGCAUUUAUUUUUCCAGCUUUCUCUGCAGGAAACUUAUUCACACGUUUAACACCUGCACAGGAAUAAAGACAAAAUACCUACAUGCACAACUGACUUA